This is a messenger RNA of Parnassius apollo (apollo), 618 nucleotides long. The record is from the annotation of a GenBank genome assembly. Lineage: Eukaryota; Metazoa; Arthropoda; Insecta; Lepidoptera; Papilionidae.
AUGAAAGAGAUUGAACGGGAUUCAGAUCCUCCGGAGGAUGCCGGAAAAUCUGAAUCUUCACCCGACUUUUUUAUUGAUUCUAGUUCUACUGAUACAUUUCAUCAGACUGAUGCUGUUAAGCCUAUGAAACGUAAAGCUUAUAAUAUAUCGUCCUUAAAUUUAGAACCUAUGAAGAAAGUGUCUUCUCUUCCCUCAGCAGCCAUACAGAACAUAUUUGUUCAUCCUUUGUCUGAAGAAAAGAAACGCUACAAUAGUAAUGACAGUGCACCUUUUAUUGUUCAUAUUAUAAAACCGUCAAUGGAGCCCUCCUCGGCAACAACAAUUAGGUCAAUUAAAGUGGGUCAAUUUCUUAACCAAAAUAAUAUUCAGGGAAUUUUAAAAAAUGAUGUUAAGAGCAUAGGACGCAAUCGAAUUUCUAUUGAAUUUUCUUCACACCAUCUAGCUAACGAUUUUGUUGUAAGUCCAUUACUUGCUAAAGCAAAUUUCGUAGCCGUAAUUCUUAUCCAUGCUAUUAAGAGAAUGGGUAUCAUUAGAGGUAUUCCAGUCGAUGUUGGUAUGGAUGAAUUCGUUUCUUCCUUCUUCUACGGAAAUAAUUUGCACUCGUCGUCUAAACUGUAA